Molecule: messenger RNA, 1272 nt
Organism: Parnassius apollo (apollo)
Lineage: Eukaryota; Metazoa; Arthropoda; Insecta; Lepidoptera; Papilionidae
Source: the annotation of a GenBank genome assembly
AUGUUCCCAAACACAGCGGCAUCUGAUAUAUUGAAUUUAUUAAACAAAUGUCCACAGUGCGUUUACGCUGGUUUCGAUCCCACUGCCAAUAGCUUACAUGUUGGAAACCUCCUUGUAAUCAUAAAUUUAUUACACUGGCAGAGAGGUGGACAUAAUGUAAUUGCACUGCUUGGUGGAGCUACAGGACAUAUUGGGGAUCCAAGUGGAAGAAAUACAGAUCGUGUAGCAUUAUCAAAUGAUGUUAUACAAGAAAAUAUUCAGUGUAUAAAAAGGAACCUUGAAACUGUUUUUGAAAAUCAUAAAAAAUACAUUUGGCCUGAAAAAGGAGAUAAACUGAAACCUGUUAGGAUUGUCAACAAUGAAAGUUGGUAUAAAGAAAUUAAUUCAAUACAGUUUGUGAGUGACAUUGGACGUAAUUUUCGAAUGGGAACAAUGUUAUUGAAGCAAAGUGUCCAAAGUCGGAUAAAUUCUGAAGUAGGCAUGAGCUUUACAGAAUUUGCUUAUCAGAUAUUCCAAUCAUAUGAUUGGUUACACUUACUGAAAGAAUAUGAUUGUAAGUUCCAGAUUGGUGGAAGUGAUCAAAUGGGCAAUAUUUCUGCUGGACAUGAACUGAUAAGCAGAACAGUAAAUAAGAAAGUUUACGGUUUAACUCUUCCAUUAGUCACCACGGAAGAAGGUGACAAAUUUGGUAAAUCAGCAGGAAAUGCUCUUUGGUUGGAUGCUAAGAAAACUAGUCCAUACAGCUUAUACCAGUAUUUUGUAAGAACAAAGGAUUCAGAUGUAGAAAGAUUGUUGAAGCUCUUCACUUUCUACAGUUUGGGUGAAAUUAAAGAUAUAAUGUUCAAACACAAAGAGCAUCCAGACCAAAGAUAUCCACAGAUGUGCUUAGCUGAUCAGUUAACAACUUUAGUUCAUGGAGAAAAUGGUCUUGCACAAGCGCGACAAGCGACACAGGCAAUAUACAGCAAAGAUGUAAAAUCACUUGUUGCGCUAAAUUCAUCAGACUUAGAACAAGUGUUUGAAGGAGCACCUGUAGUGAAUUUACUUCUAUCACCUGGCAUCUCUGUACUGAAGCUAGGAAUGAUGGCAAAGUGCUUCCCAACGGAAAGUGAUGCAAUGAGAAUCAUUCAAGCCGGAGGGUUUUAUAUAAAUCACCAAAGAAUAAAAAAUAUAAAUGAAGUUAUAACAGAGUCUGCCCACAUUCUACCCAAUCUAAUAUCACUAUUACGAGUUGGUAAAAGAAACUACUACAUUGUCAAGUGGCAAACAUGA